AUGGGUCGCGAAGAGCAGGUCGAAGAGCGUGAAGUGCUCGAAUCCAUCUUUCCCGAAGAAAUCACAGACAUCUCCGAGACAGAGUUCCGGAUAAAAGUCGUCCUCGACAUCCCCGACGAAGAAACCCCCGAAGACGAAGAACCCCCCAACUUCCUCCUCUCGGUACGCUACCCCGACGAAUACCCCGACGAGGCGCCUCACCUCGACAUCCUCGCCUCCAACAACAGCCCGUCCCACCUGCACUUCAGCGUCGGCGACGACCGCGCCCAGCUGCUCGCCGACCUCGCAGACACCAUCCAGGAGAACCUCGGCAUGGCCAUGGUCUUCACGCUGUACUCCACCCUCAAGGAAGCCGCCGAGCAGCUCGUCCAGGACCGUAAAGACGCCGCCGCAAAGGUGAUUGAGGAGGAGAAGCUCGCUGCCGAGAGGGAGGAGAAUAAAAAGUUCCAUGGGACGCCUGUUACGCCGGAGACUUUCCUCAAGUGGCGCGAGGGGUUCCUGCGGGAGAUGGAGGAGCAGAGGGUGCGUGAGGAGGAGGAGCGGUUGGCGGAGCUGAAGAAGGCGAAGAUUAAGGAGCCUGUCAAGUUGACGGGGAGACAGCUUUGGGAGAAGGGCUUGGUUGGUAAGGGUGAUGAAGAGGAGGAUGAGGAGGGGUUGGUGGAUGGUGUUGAGCAGCUCAAGGUGGAGGCUGCUUAG
Trichoderma harzianum CBS 226.95 is the source of this 696-nucleotide messenger RNA. RefSeq lists its product as hypothetical. Lineage: Eukaryota; Fungi; Ascomycota; Sordariomycetes; Hypocreales; Hypocreaceae. The record is from RefSeq and is a predicted model, not a curated record. Bases 1 to 696 code for a protein of 231 amino acids. Gene Ontology annotation, biological process: cytoplasmic translation. Gene Ontology annotation, molecular function: protein binding. The transcript has 2 exons.